GAGUGUGUGUGUACAUGUGUUGCAAAGAGCUGGUGUUUGCGGUGUUCGAGAGUGAAAAAGAACCGAAAAAAAGUUCAGAAUACAACAAAGCACAGAGAGCGCUCUGAAAACUUUUUCCAUUGUUCGACAACGACGAUGACGACGAUGAAAAAAAUUAUAAGUUUUCUUUUGCAGGCAAACAUUAAACCGGUUUUGUGUAUUGAACUCAAACACACAUAUGCCAAUGGCGUAAAAGAGGUAACAAAACAUUUGUUGCUAGCAUACACACACAACCACACUGGAAACCGCAUAAGAAUAUUAUACAAAAGCGUUGCUUGCUCAUGCUCUUGGUCGUUCUUUGUCGCUCUCACGUGCCGUUGGUACAGUUGGUCUCUGGUGAAAGACAUACAUAUACACGGCACAUCGGCCAACGAAGGCAUUGCGCUCGAUUUUCAAAGUUGUGCUUUGAAGCUAACCAAAAAAAAACACCAACUCUAUCAUUGUAAUGAAACAAGAAACUAGCAUGGAAACUUAGAUCGAUGAAUUUAUGCUGUGCUAUGCUGUGUGUAAGCACGGGAGACUACGGCCCAAACAGACAUUGUAUCAAAUGCUGUGUCGACCAAUGAAUAUAUUACCCAUAAAAACCACAACAUUGAGCACACGGGCGACACAUUAAACUGUGUGUAGCCAACAUUUGCUGGCACACAGGUACACACUCGAACCGAGUGUAUUAUGGUGAAAUACGAAUGAAAAAUUACAAUUAACGCAAUUAGACGAGCGAAGCAAAGAAAAUAUUAAUGGUAAAAGAUAGCAAAAGAGAACUACUAUGAAGAAGACGAAGACGAAGACGAGAAAAAGCCGAGCCGAUUUGUGCAAGCGGUCCGAAGAAUUAUUGGUCUACAAAGAAGAAAAAAAGAGAAAAACUCAACAUUAGUGGACACGAUCGCGAACGGGCGCUCAUCGAACAAAAAAAACUGGACAAUAACAACAGCACAGAAAAUACAUAGCUUACUCGAAUGCUCGACAACAUAAAAUUCAUAAUUUUCAAAAUGCCACACGACGAAACGAGCAAAAAAAAAGGAGCAUGAACAACAAAAAGAGGAAAAAAUCGCAUAUAAAUCGCUUUGAACAAUCCAAUAAAUAUCAAAGCAAUGGUUAUUGACGGCGGAGACACCAUUAUCUUUAUCCAAUCCAUGCUUAACUUUGCAAACCGAUGCCAAACGAUCGAACGAAAUGCGCGCACAUCACGUAAACGUACAAAAUCAAGAAAAUCAACCAAAGUCUAUCAUUUAAAUGGCAAAGCAACACACAUACACUCUCGCAACAUACACACAUACUCACCGCCGCACAAAUAUUAAUUGUGCUAAUUUGCAACUGAACGAGAGACGAAAAAAGCGGCAGCAGAAAUAGAAAGUGAACGACGAGCGAAUGUCGAGCUGUGAGUGAAGUAAACUCGCUGCAACCAGAAUAAAAAGUAAUAAAUUCAUGCGAAUACACAUAAAACUACACAUAAUGUUAAUAAUUAUGUGUCAAAAGAGCUAUGUGUCGAGAAAAACGUCGGAUGUUUAAAAAAAAUAGAAAUUAUUCGAUUUUGUUGUUGUUGUUGCUUCAGCAUAAGCCAUACGUUGGCCCCAUCGGCCGGUGUGCGAAAAAUUGAAAUUGUUGCGAAAACAGAAAAUUAGUAACAAAAACAUGAAAAUAAAGAGCACAUGAACAACAAAAUGUCACACCGUUGCCAGCUAGUAUGUGGCCUGGUUUCUCAGCCAAACCAACACCAAAUUGUUGAUUUUAGUCAUUCAAUUUUUGUUUGUAUAUUUUUAUUAUGUUUCCACUCUGUGCAAAUGCCUUUAUUUGUCGUCGCUUUGUGAGUGUACGUGUAUGUGAAUAAAACGUAAACAGUUAAAACGUUUAAUCAUGUAAUUAGCGCAGUUAGCAGAGAAAUUUCCAUAUUUACUCUUUUGGAAAUUUCCUUUUUGACCAUUUAUUGUAUGUUACGUUUGCAGAACGAUAACCGAAUCGCUCGAUGGUAACAAAAGGCCCCGAAUUUUAAGUCGAAUUAACGACCGAACUCUCCUCCAUUCUCACACACAAUGCACUCAAUUGUUCUGACACGCAAUCAACCACAAGAUUGUUUAUGUGAAGCCAAAGGUUGUUUUUAUUUAUGGAUCAUAAAAUAUUUGCAUGCCACUUUUUUAAUCGAGCGGCGGACAUGACCCAUUGGAGCCGUUAUCAUAACAAUCUAUCCAUUUCAAUGGCACAUUUUUUGCCAGUUUGAGGGAGAAAAAAAACUUCUGAGUAAGACUCUUAGUUGAGUCAAAUGUUUUCUUAUAGCAAGUCAUUUUUGAAAGUAAUUCCAACUGCCAAAUGAUUCAUCGCACGAUUUUGUUGGAACCAACAGAAAGCUAAUAGUUUUACCAACGCCAUCUAGCGAAAUUGAGGAUAGAUUUUCAGUGUUUACAGAAAAUGCUUCUGUUUACAAUGCUUGUUGCAAUGGAUUCAAGGAAAUAUUUUAGAAUUUCGAAGUUUUCUUGAUAUUUUCUCUUACUUUCAAAACGUUUUGAACAUUUUCAGUCUGAAUUAAUUAAAGUUCAGUUUUUUACGACUCAGAAUGAAAACAUACUUAAAACUCAGCACCUAAAUUGUUUAAAAAAAGCGGAAAAUGAACCAAAAUUCAACAAAACUACGAAAUUCUACCCUAAAAGUUAAUCUUUUUCUUUAUAAAAGAAUGUUUCUUGUAACCUCAUAGAAUAUUUUAGUAAAAUGUUCAUUUUCCUUUCGUUUAAUCACACAUAAUUCCGAUGAAUUUUAAUUUUUUUAAUCUACCCGCUUUUUUGCGAAUGACAUCAAGUGUCAAAUGGAAUUUGACAGAUAGCAAACAGUAUUAUUGGAAAUGUGAUUGCGGCAUUGGUAAACAAAACAAUUGAAAACAUGUCUUUCGAACAGAAAUCAUGUUUAUUUUGCUUAAACGAAAAGAACGAUGGUAUUGUAAUUUUUGGCCAAGUUGGAAAAGCGCUCAACGUGUGGGAAGUAAUCGUGAAAUACUUUUGGUUUGAUUUGCUGCAUGAUGUCGAAUCGGCUACUACGUUUGUUUGUUCUGAUUGUUGGCUGAAGGUGAAGUCAUUUCAUGAAUUUUAUCUUAUGGUUGAGGCGCUUCAUAAUAAAUGCGCGUCCGAAAUUGGAGAAGAGCCGCAAAUGAACGCAUGCGAUGAAGAGGAAGAGAAUCGCUUGUAUGAAUAUUUGAUCGGAGGAGAUGAGGUGAUUCAGUCUCCAGAAAAAUUCCUUGGUCUAGAAAUUGAUGUGUUGGAUUAUGGAACAAACACAUGUGAAACAACAUCGUGUCAAGAGACCGAACGUGGAAUUGAAUCAUAUUUGAACUCUGAAACAGGAGUAGAAUUAGACAUAGAAACAGAACUGAGAUUAGAUGCUGAACACAUUCCUGCAACACCACACAAAAGACUGCAAACAAUCAAAAUACACGAAAUAAUACCAUUCCAAGGUGAAGAAAUCCCAGAAGACUCAAUGACUCGACCGAAAAGAGCACGUCUGAAUGGAUCGAAGCGUCAGAUUGAUGACAUUGUUUGUUACAUGUGCCAUGAAUCAUUCUCAACCUGUCAAGCAUUACGAAAGCAUUUUUUGCUUCACGAUCAGGAAAAAACUCAACAAUUCAUUUGUCAAACUUGUGAAAAAAUAUUUGCUAGUGAAAUUCUACUCAAGCAUCACAUGGAAAACGUUCACGAGAGACAAAGAAGAAACAAAAAGAAUUAUCACGACACCAUUUGCCCGAUUUGCGAAGAAGUAAUGAAAUUCGGCAAUUUGAAAUCUCACAUUGAACUUGUACAUAAGGUCAUACCACAGAAGAAAGAAAAAUUCGUGUGCAAAGUAUGCGCCAAAAUAUAUACGAGCUCGGAUGCAUUCACCAAACAUGCUUGGACCCAUAUGAACGAAGACUUAACCCGUGUACAAUGUAAUAUAUGCGAAAAAUGGCUUAAGAACCAGCACAUACUCAACGUUCACAAGAAAAAUCACGAAAAAAUACCCAUGAAGUGCCCACAUUGUAAAAAAACUAAAUUCAGCGUAAUAUCGUUGAGAUCUCAUAUUGCAGCAGCUCAUUCGACGCGCAAGUAUCAAUGUACUCGCUGCAAUAAAUCUUUUGGUCGUCCAAUAGCACUCAAGGAACACAUGGCUGUUCACACGGGUGUUACACUUUACAAUUGCUCUUACUGUUCGAAGCCAUUCAGAAGCAACGCGAAUAUGUACAAACACAUGCGAGAACUACACACCGAACGAUGGAACAUCGAUCGAGCAAUGAAGCGACAAAAAUAAACAAGAUAUUUAGGGCAUUUUUUUCCAUCAACUUUGUUAGGCUAAAGAAUAUAUUCCGUUUAUGUUAGUCAUGGUAUAAUAGAAAAUGACUGUUGAUUUAUUUUGAAGCGAAAAAUAAACCGAACCAAUCUUGUCAUCGA
Sitodiplosis mosellana (orange wheat blossom midge) is the source of this 4442-nucleotide messenger RNA. RefSeq names its product zinc finger protein 62-like. Gene Ontology annotation, biological process: regulation of transcription by RNA polymerase II. NCBI's taxonomy places the organism in Eukaryota, Metazoa, Arthropoda, Insecta, Diptera, Cecidomyiidae. Gene Ontology annotation, cellular component: nucleus. The transcript is spliced from 5 exons. The coding region runs from base 2908 to 4302 and encodes 464 amino acids. The record is from RefSeq and is a predicted model, not a curated record. Gene Ontology annotation, molecular function: RNA polymerase II cis-regulatory region sequence-specific DNA binding; zinc ion binding; DNA-binding transcription factor activity.